GUUUUACUUAUUAGAUUCAUUUGUUGUUAUAGAAAUGGCUAUUUUAUAAUAUUAUGGAAAAAUAAACAGUUGAGCUUCAAUGUUAAUGCAGCUGCAGCUUCCUCUUCCUCAGUCUUCUUAGGCUCAUUCCCGUCCCCUGCAACACUUGACUAGCAGCUGCGUACCACCUGCACGUGGCAAAGUACCACAGGUGGUUAGCGUACACUGGUUGAAAAGCCCUGGCUUAAAGCAGGGGCUUUCUCCACAGCCCACCAAAACGUUAUCAACUUGUCCUUGGAUUUCCACAGCAGUGUUAUUAUUAUGGCUAGCUGAGCUUACAUUCCAACCCCCCCCUCUCUGCUGCCCCUAAUUUGUAAAAGAAGAAAAAGCAUGUUAAAGGAAUAGAGAAAAUGGCUGCAUUUUCAUCAGUUGUCAGAGCGGAAACAUCCUGCGUUAGCAGCAUUGACAGAGGUUAAACUAGAAUUUUGAUGUUUUCAUAGUAAUAUACAUUAUUUUUUGCUGCUUUCACACUUCCUAUACCCAUUUGUUAAACAAUAAUGAAACUAACCCAUUAAUAUGAAUUUUACACAUAAAGAGGAUGCCAAGAAGAGCACUCUGCACAACAGAGAAUGAGAAGCAGCAUUCAAAUGCAAGACAAACCAUCACCCAAAACCUUUUCUACUUCCUGCAUGCAGUUUGAAAACUUUUCUUCUUUCUCAUCAGAGAAAAGGGAGCAAAUACUCAGAGUAGUUCCCUUAUGGUUCAUGGAAGGACCCAUAUAGGAGAGAAGCUCUAUCCAUUGACCCAAUGUGACGAAAGAUUUAGCAUGAACACUAAUAUGGUAAGACACAAGAGGACUCACGCAGAAGAGAAAACAUAUGAGUGCUCAGAUUGUGGGAAAGGUUUCGUAGCGUGGCCGCUGUCCAAUCGCCGCGCUUCCUCUUAGGAGGGCAGCAUCAGCUGCCAAUGCAGCAGAGGGGAAGGCGAAAGGCAAUCCCGCCCACCACAUCAACCUGGCAGGGGUAGAGUGGGAACCCGAAUGGUACCAAAAACAGUGCUCUGAGCCUCAGUGAUAUAAUUUUAAGUGAAGAAUUAAAAAUAUUGAGGACUACGUUGUUAAGCUAACAAUUAGGCAUAGAGAGUUUAGCAGCUUCUGUGAUGUGAGGGCCAUGUGCAGAGCGAAUUGAUUAUAGUUGUGCUUGGGUACAUCAUACUAGCUAAGAUGUGCCUGAUUAUUCUGAAAUCAUUGCAAACAUCAUGAACAAAUCAAUAAAUUACAACAAAAAAUAAGGGCAGAGGGGGAUAGAGUUUGAACAAUGGGAGAUGUAAUCGGGGCGGGGAAUAAUGUAUUUGCUUUAGGUGCUUUGGAUAGGUUGGGAUGGUCCCUGCGAAACCCCAACGGACAGACGAGGGCUAGAUGGUCCUGGAGAAAAGUUAUGGAUGUGGUCACUAAGAGAGGAAAACGGCUUUUAAUUAAAACAGCUUAGAAAUGCCAGAGACAGAGUAAGCGUAUUUUCAGCCUUACGUCACUAGGUGGAGCUCUAACACAACAGCAGCUUCGGCGGUGGAUGAGUUGCGUCAUCCAACCGGAGGGAGAGGAGCUGAGGUGAAAGGCUUUAAAAGCACACAGUACUGCUAGAAAGGAUGUCGAGGAGAGGGAAAGGGCAGAGGAACUUCCUCUUCCGAUUGAUCCUCUUCCGAUUGAUCCGUGGAGGGAUGGAGGCGUGGGGGGGGGGCAGUUGAAGCAACAGCUGGAAGACAAAGAGGAUCCCAAGAAGAACACUCUGGACCACAGAGAAUGAGAAGCAGCUUUAAAAUGCAAGACAAAGCAUCAGUCAAAACCUUUUCUGCUUUCUCCAGAAAUUUUGAAAACUCUUCUCCUGUCUCACCUGAUGAGAGACAAGGGAGAGAAUAACAAGAACAAAGUUUUGAGGUGGAAAAAAUAGAGCAUGUGCAACUAAAGGGAACAUGACGUAAGAAGUCAAGGGGGAGAAUAUCAAAAUUGUUAAAAAAGUGGACAUAACUGGAAGUCAGUGGGAAGGAAGAGGUUCCUUGGAUAGCUAAAAUGGACAAGCUUUAAUUAAACCCUUUCAGGAAGACUUGACUUGACUCAAACAACCUCCAAGUAAGAGAUCAGAAACAUUUUAGUAGUGAUGGAAAACCCCCACAAACUGCCUAAUGUGGGAAAAAUAGAGGUUGCGGAUCACAGCUGAUUAUGCAGGAGAUGAUCCACCUAGUGAAAAUGAUACAAAUGUUUGGAGUGCAACAAAAACUUUACUCAGAGUAGCUCCCUUAUGGGUCAUGGAAGGACCCAUAUAGGAGAGAAGCUCUGUCAGAUGACCCAAUGUGACGAAAGAUUUAGCAUGAACACUAAUAUGGUAAGACACAAGAGGACUCACACAGAAGAGAAACCAUAUGAGUGCCCAGAUUGUGGGAAAGGUUUCAGUCACAAUUCAAACCUGGUGAUACACCAGAAGACUCACAUAGGAGAAAAACCAUAUGAGUGCCCAGAUUGUGGGAAAGGUUUCAGUCGGAAUUCCCUCCUGGUGAUACACCAGAGGACUCACACAGGAGAGAAGCCAUAUGAGUGUCCGGAAUGUGGGAAAAGUUUCAGUCAGAUAUACAACCUGGUGACACACCAGAGGACUCACACAGGAGAGAAGCCAUAUGAGUGUCCGGAGUGUGGGAAAGAUUUCUCUUCGAAAUUUGUUCUUGUGAACCAUCAAAGGACUCACACAGGAGAAAAACCAUAUAAAUGUCGUCAUUGUGGGAAAAGUUUUAGUCAGAAUUCUUACCUGGUGAAACAUCAGAGGAUUCACACAGGAGAAAAACCCUAUGAGUGUUCGGAUUGUGGGGAAAGUUUCACUCAGAAUUCCAACCUGGUGACACACCGGAGGACUCACACAGGAGAGAAACCCUAUGAGUGUCCGGAGUGUGGGAAAAGUUUCAGUCAGCAUUCCAACUUGGUGACACACCAGAGGACUCACACAGGAGAAAAACACUAUGAGUGUUCGGAUUGUGGGAAAGGUUUUAGUCAGAAUUCCUACCUGGUGCAACACCAGAGGACUCACACAGGAGAGAAACCAUAUAAAUGUCAUUGUGGGAAAAGUUUUAGUCAGAAUUCCCACCUGGUGAGUCACCAGAGGACUCACACGGGAGAGAAACCCUAUGAGUGUCCAGAUUGUGGGAAAGGUUUCUUUUGGAAAUAUGACCUGGUUAGACAUCAGAGCACUCACACAGGAGAGAAACCAUAUAAAUGUCGUCAUUGUGGGGAACGUUUUAGUCAGAAUUCUGUCCUGGUGAAACACCAGAAAACUCACACAGCAGAGAAACCCUAUGAGUGUCCAGAUUGUGGGAAAGAUUUCUCUUGUAAAUCUAAACUGGUUAGACACCAGAGGACCCACACAGGAGAGAAACCAUAUAAAUGUCCUCAUUGUGGAAAAGGUUUCAGUCAGAAUUCCAACCUGGUGACACACCAGAGGACCCACACAGGAGAAAAACCUUAUGAGUGCCCAGAUUGUGGGAGAGAUUUCAGAUUUAUCAUGCACGCUAAUAUGGCAAGACACAAGAGGACUCACACAGGAGACAAACCAUAUGAGUGUCCUGAUUGUGGGAAAGGUUUCAUUUGGAAUUCCCACCUGUUGAAACAUCAGAGGAUUCACACAGGAGAGAAGCCAUAUGAGUGUCCGGAGUGUGGGAAAAGUUUCAGUCAAAUAUACAACCUGGUGACACACCAGAGGACUCACACAGGAGAGAAACCCUAUGAGUGUCCAGAGUGUGGGAAAAGUUUCAAUCAGAAUUCCCACUUGGUGACACACCAGAGGAUUCACACAGGAGAGAAGCCGUAUGAGUGUCCGGAGUGUGGCAAAUGUUUCAGUCAGAGAUACACCCUGAUGAUACACCAGAGAACUCACACAGGAGAGAAACCAUAUAAAUACCAUUGUGGAAAAAGUUUCAGUCAAAAUUCCCCCCUGGUGACACACCAGAGGACUCACACAGGAGAGAAGCUAUAUGAGUGUCUGGAGUGUGGGAAAAGUUUCAGUCGGAAAUACACCCUGGUGACACACCAGAGGACUCACACAGGAGAGAAACCCUAUGAGUGUCCAGAGUGUGGGAAAGAUUUCUCUUCGAAAUCUGUCCUGGUGAACCAUCAAAGGACUCACACAGGAGAGAAACCAUAUAAAUGUCAUUGUGGGAAAAGUUUUAGUAAGAAUUACUACCUGGUGAACCAUCAAUGGACUCACACAGGAGAGAAACCAUAUAAAUGUCAUUGUGGGAAAUGUUUUAGUAAGAAUUACUACCUGGUGAACCAUCAAAGGGUUCACACAGGAGAGAAACCAUAUAAAUGUCAUUGUGGGAAAAGUUUCAGUCAGAAUUCCCACUUGGUAAAACACCAGAAGACUCACACAGGAGAGAAACCCUAUGAGUGUCCAGAAUGUGGGAAACGUUUCAGUCAGAAUUCUUACCUGGUGACACACCAGAGGACUCACACAGGAGAGAAGCCAUAUGAGUGUCCGGAGUGUGGGAAAAGUUUCAGUCAGAUAAGCCACCUGGUGACGCACCAGAGGACUCACACAGGAGAGAAACCCUAUGAGUGUCCAGAAUGUGGGAAAGAUUUCUCUUCGAAAUCUGUCCUGGUGAACCAUCAAAGGACUCACACAGGAGAGAUACCAUAUAAAUGUCAUUGUGGGAAAAGGUUUAGUAAGAAUUACUACCUGGUGAACCAUCAAAGGACUCACACAGGAGAGAAACCAUAUAAAUGUCAUUGUGGGGAAAGUUUCAGUCAGAAUUCCCACCUGUUGACACACCAUAGGACUCACACAGGAGAGAAGCCAUAUGAGUGUCCAGAGUGUGGGAAAAGUUUCACUCAGAGAUACAACCUAGUGACACACCAGAGGACUCACACAGGAGAGAAACCCUAUGAGUGUUCAGAGUGUGGGAAAGAUUUCUCUUCGAAAUCUGUCCUGGUGAACCAUCAAAAGACUCACACAGGAGAGAAACCAUAUAAAUGUCAUUGUGGGAAAAGUUUUAGUAACAAUUACUACCUGGUGAACCAUCAAAGGACUCACACAGAAGAGAAACCAUAUAAAUGUCAUUGUGGGAAAAGUUUUAUUCAGAAUUCCUAUCUGGUGAAACACCAGAGGACUCACACAGGAGAGAAGCCAUAUGAGUGUCCGGAGUGUGAGAAAAGUUUCAGUCAGAAAUACAACCUAGUGACACACCAGAGGACUCACACAGGAGAGAAACCCUAUGAGUGUUCAGAGUGUGGGAAAGAUUUCUCUUCGAAAUCUGUCCUGGUGAACCAUCAAAGGACUCACACAGGAGAGAAACCAUAUAAAUGUCAUUGUGGGAAAAGUUUUAGUAAGAAUUACUACCUGGUGAACCAUCAAAGGACUCAUACAGGAGAGAAACCAUAUAAAUGUCAUUGUGGGAAAAGUUUUAGUCAGAAUUCCUAUCUGGUGAAACACCAGAGGACUCACACAGGAGAGAAACCAUAUAAAUGUUGUCAUUGUAGGAAAAGUUUCAGUCAGAGUUCCCACCUGGUGACACACCAGAGGACUCACACAGGAGAGAAGCCAUAUGAAUGUCCGGAGUGUGGGAGAGAUUUCAGUAGUAGGUAUAAACUUUUAAAUCAUGUAAAGUUACACAUAGCAGAGUAACCAUUCUAACGCCCAGAUUAUGGACAGUGUUUUGCAGUAAAUUCCUCUUAUUACAAAAUAAAUUCCACAUGAGGAAAAAUUUGAUCUUGAAUUUUGUUUCUUGUCUCUUACUAGCUGAGAAAUUAUUAAUUUCUUGCAUGAUUCUUUUUAGUCAAGUGUAUUUUAUUAAAUAUGAGGGAAGAGAUCUGAGCUUCCUUUGUCUAGCCCAGUGAAGUUGUUCGCUUUCACGGAGCCAUGGUGAACUGUUGUGCUGGGCCAGAGAAAGCGAGCUUAGAUCUGUAUUAGGUAUCUUUGCCACCUUGAGUUAUUUCUACAUAUAAUAAACGCGGGAUAUGUAUCUUUGUUUCAGUCACCAACUCAAGGUGACUCCACCCGAUUUACAGCAAUGAAAUCUUAAUACAGAAACCAAUAGACCCCAUACAUUGCAAUGGCAAAAUGCAAAGCCCCCACGGUUAACAUUUACUUGCCCUAUAAAUAGAGGAUACUUCAAGCAAGAUUGAUGGCAUUUUGAUGGUCUGGGAGUCCCAAAAAGGUGAUUCUUGCUUUUGUUCAGUUUAGAAGUUAACCAGCCCUCCUGGCCUUACUAACUACCCAUUGGGAGCCCCAUAUUAAUACAACAUAUCUUAUGUGCAGGCAGAAUUUGAAAACAACGUUUAAUAUGGCACAGUACUUGAGUAAAAUGGUUUGGCUGAGAUCAGCAUAUGUGGGACUGAUUGGGGUAGAUACUGAAAUAUAAUUCUAUCUUAUUUCACCUAUCUAUGUAUCAAAUGGUUGUAUUUUACUCCAGUUUCAUUUUAAUUUGUUUUUAGAGGGUUUUAUUAAUGGUUAUGUAUUUAUAAUUCUGUAUUCUGAUAUGGUCAAUGGGCUAAUUAAUAAACUAAACUAUUAAAACCAAA
Messenger RNA from Crotalus tigris (Tiger rattlesnake), 6535 nucleotides. RefSeq names its product zinc finger and SCAN domain-containing protein 2-like. The record is from RefSeq and is a predicted model, not a curated record. Gene Ontology annotation, biological process: regulation of cytokine production; regulation of immune system process; negative regulation of transcription by RNA polymerase II. The coding region runs from base 2274 to 5639 and encodes 1121 amino acids. Gene Ontology annotation, molecular function: RNA polymerase II cis-regulatory region sequence-specific DNA binding; DNA-binding transcription factor activity, RNA polymerase II-specific. The transcript has 3 exons. NCBI's taxonomy places the organism in Eukaryota, Metazoa, Chordata, Lepidosauria, Squamata, Viperidae.